GCAGCCUGGAGCGCGGCUCAAUGAUGCAAGAAGCCGCUGUCAAUUAAGAAUUAACCCAACUCAGUGAUCAGGUGGUGAAUGAGCAAGCCAGCCACUGAUAGCUCUUUGGACAGGUUCGACCCCCCCCACACACAAUAUAUAUAUAUAUAUAUAUAUCUCAGCGCGCCAAGUGAAGGGAAACAUGGCUGCAGGUUUAAUGGCAGGUUUUGGUCACUACACCCACGCCGUCGUCCGGGGAAUCCCGACGUCUUUGGCCAGCGAGGCGCUCCGGAGCAUCCAGGCGGAGGUGGACGUGGCCAAGGCUCGGAGGGAGCACGAUGCUUACAUCCACGCCCUGAGGACCACGCUCGGACUGCAGGUCGUGGAGCUGCCCGCGGAUGAGACUAUGCCGGACUGCGUGUUCGUGGAGGAUGCCGCCGUGGUGUGCGGGGACACGGCGCUCAUCACCAGACCCGGCGCGGAGAGCAGGAGGCGAGAGACAGAGGCAAUGAAAGCUGCUCUGAAGGAGCUCAAUCUGAACGUUGUGGAAAUGACUGAUGAGAGUGCCACACUGGAUGGAGGAGAUGUCCUUUUCACAGGCCGAGAGUUCUUUGUAGGCCUUUCCAAACGGACCAAUCAAAGAGGAGCAGAGAUCCUCGCUGAUGCCUUUAAGGACUAUGCUGUGUCUACUGUACCCGUGGUGGAAGGCCUGCACCUGAAGAGCUUCUGCAGCAUGGGGGGGCCAGGUCUCAUUGUCAUCGGCUCCAGUGAACCCGCUCAGAAAGCCCUCAAAAUCAUGCAACAAAUGAGUGAUCAUCGUUACGACAAGCUGACGGUGCCUGAUGACCUCGCUGCCAACUGCAUCUACAUGAAUCUACCCAAUAAAGGACAUGUGCUUCUGCAUUGUACACCAGAGGAGUUUCCCGAAAGUGCAAAGGUGUUUGAGAAGUUGAAAGACCACAUGCUGAUUCCUCUGUCUAACAUGGAGAAAGUGAAAGUAGAUGGAGCCCUCACAUGCUGCUCAGUGCUCCUCAACAAGAAGGUCGACAACUAAGUGCAUUUCGACCAAGUGGAGCCUGCAUCCAAGACUUGGUAAAAACCGUCACUGGAAAAAGAGAUUUGUUUUUUUUAAAUUAACGGGUACAUAGUAUUAAAGUACAUAAUCGAUACCUUUUGCUUUUGUCCAAUCGUGGGACGCCUGUGUGUUUAUGAUGUGUGUUCAAAGUCCAUUGACUUUUUCGACUGCGUUGCCUCUCAACGUGACUGUGAGUGAGAGUUGAGGAAAUGACAUCAGGAGGUGAUGCUUGCGUAUGGGCAGGCAAGCAGUGAUGAAGCGUGGAAAGAAUUUGGUCCGUUGUGUUCAGAGGGGAGGCCUGCGACGCCAGUAAACACUGACUCUUAAACUUGCUCCGUCUUCGUCUCUCACCCACGUUUUUACUAGUGCCUGAAAGACGGGUUUGCAUUAACUUAAGGCCGUGACGUCAUACUGUCUGGCCGAGGUACCAAGGAUGUCGAAGUAGGUCUUACUAACAAUGAUGUGAAGCAUCAUUCCCUCCUUGUUAUGUUACUACACACAGAUUGUAUUGUCCUGGCUAUUAUUUCCUAUUAAGCUUGAAUUCCGUACUACUUCACCAUCAUUUUGUCACGCUGCUGAUUAUAAUUACGUUUUAUCCCACAGUGGUAGGAAUAAUGAUUGUUGUUGUAAUUUAAAUGUUUAAACCGAGGUUUUGUAGUUUUCAUCUGCUAACAGGUUUUGACCUCUUUGUUUAAUAAACAACUAUGACACUUAUUGUUUAAA
This is a messenger RNA of Nerophis lumbriciformis (worm pipefish), 1777 nucleotides long. It is a transcript of the gene ddah1, whose product is annotated as dimethylarginine dimethylaminohydrolase 1. Gene Ontology annotation, biological process: positive regulation of nitric oxide biosynthetic process; arginine metabolic process. Gene Ontology annotation, molecular function: amino acid binding; dimethylargininase activity. NCBI's taxonomy places the organism in Eukaryota, Metazoa, Chordata, Actinopteri, Syngnathiformes, Syngnathidae. The record is from RefSeq and is a predicted model, not a curated record. Gene Ontology annotation, cellular component: mitochondrion.